Messenger RNA from Cavia porcellus (domestic guinea pig), 1321 nucleotides. It is a transcript of the gene Mettl6, whose product is annotated as methyltransferase 6, tRNA N3-cytidine. The record is from RefSeq and is a predicted model, not a curated record. Lineage: Eukaryota; Metazoa; Chordata; Mammalia; Rodentia; Caviidae. Bases 278 to 1117 code for a protein of 279 amino acids. The transcript has 6 exons.
AGUGUGGGCGGUGCCACAGCGAGAGGAGUCCACCAGAACCCAGCGGAGCUCCGAGUUCUGGUAGCAUCCUGUUUGGGUUCCGGUGUUUCUCUGGCGGUUCCCAGAUUCCACUUCCUAGAGCUGGGCAUGGCUGAGCAGUGAGCGCACACUGCCCCGCCAUAGAGGCACCUUCUAUAACACUGAGGUGUGAAAACUACUUGGGAAAAAAAAGCAUCCUAGAGGAAACCCUGGGUCUUCAAUAUCAGCAUGUAUUCUCAAAUUAUAAGGUGGAGAACCAAUGUUAAAUGUGUUACCAUCCACUUGUGAGAUGGCUUCCUUGCAAAGAAAAGGAUUACAAGCGAGGAUCCUCACUUCUGAAGAAAAAGAGAAACUGCAAAGUGAUCAAGCUUUGGUGUCUGAUUUUAAACAGCAAAAACUGGAAGAUGAGGCUCAGAAAAACUGGGACCUCUUUUACAAAAGAAAUAGUACCAAUUUUUUCAAAAAUAGACACUGGACCACCAGAGAAUUUGAAGAGCUAAAAUCAUGUAGGGAGUUUGAAGGUCAAAAAUUGACUAUUCUUGAAGCUGGUUGUGGAGUUGGAAACUGUUUAUUCCCUCUUUUAGAGGAAGAUUUGAAUAUCUUUGCCUAUGCCUGUGAUUUUUCUCCAAGAGCAGUCGAAUAUGUUAAGCAAAAUCCACUCUAUACUGCAGAAAAAUGCCAGGUAUUUCAGUGUGACCUCACUAAAGAUGACCUUCUGGGUCAUGUACCACGAGAGUCUGUUGACGUUGUCAUGUUGAUAUUUGUGCUUUCAGCUGUUCACCCUGAUAAAAUGCACCUUGUGUUACAAAACAUUUACAAGGUGUUGAAACCGGGGAAAAGUAUCUUGUUCCGUGACUAUGGGCUGUAUGAUCACACCAUGCUUAGGUUCAAAGCCAGCAGCAAACUUGGAGAAAACUUUUAUGUUAGACAAGAUGGAACCAGAUCAUAUUUUUUCACUGAGGAAUUCCUGGCUCAGCUCUUUGAGGGUGCAGGUUAUGAAGAAGUGGUAAAUGAGUAUGUCUUCCGGGAGACAGUGAACAAGAAAGAGGGCCUGUGUGUGCCCAGAGUUUUCCUCCAGAGCAAAUUUCGAAAACCGUAGGACCCCAGCCCAUGGCCUUGCAUCACCAGGUUGGCGAUUGUAUCUCCCCUUGAAGAGCAGAGUUUAAUAAGAGUCACUCUUUUUUUGGUUUGUGUUUAUGUUUUAAUUUUUAAAUGAGAAAGAGAAUUUUAUAUUUAAAAAGGAAGACUGUAUGUUUAUAUCAUGUAAGUGCAAAUAAAACUCAGGAGCCUGAAAGUAAGGAAA